Rangifer tarandus platyrhynchus (Svalbard reindeer) is the source of this 219-nucleotide messenger RNA. The record is from the annotation of a GenBank genome assembly. NCBI's taxonomy places the organism in Eukaryota, Metazoa, Chordata, Mammalia, Artiodactyla, Cervidae.
AUGGGUGUCUCCAGGUGUGACCCUCCAAGGAUGUUCUUCCGCUUCGCUCUGCAGCGUGAGGUCAGGUCAGAGAGCGGUGAGGAGCAAGGUAGACACUUCAUCCGGAAAUGCCCCAGAUCUCAGAGAGGAGACCCAGACCCGGAGGACGCCCCUGCCCUAGUGCGGGUGUGGAUUCUCGGUGUCUCGAGUUUUUCAUCCAAAGAGCCCCGUAGCUGGUGA